AUGCCGUAUUUUGAAAUGUAGAACCGGAAAUACUUCCACACACACGCUUUUUCAGACCCGAGACCAAAACGAAACGCGAACAUUCCCGUAGUGUAGUUUAAAAUAAUAAUAAUAAAACUAUAUAUUAUUUUUAAUUGAACAAUAAUGCGUAAUAUACGUGCGCACUAGCCCGCGCCGAUCAGAAGAUUUGUAAACGAUUAGCUUACUUCCGGGGUUUUUCGCCGAUUUCCGGACUACUUGUUUGAGCAAACGCGCUUAGUUUUGACUUUCGUGUUGAACCUCACGAGCCAAAGAUGCGCACGGCUCAUUUAAGGUCGGUUUUCAGAGAUGCGUUUCCUGUGAUGACGAGCGGGAUGUUCGUGGUCAGCCUCGCGUCGUGUGCGGCCUUUGGCCUCCAAAGCUACUUGGACUUGUCUCAGGGGAGUCUCAGCGUUGGGGCGAGUGUUUUUGUCCGAGGGCACGUGCACACCCUCUUCACGUUCCCUUUCUACCACAGAAGCCUCACCCAGCUGCUCCUCAGCAUCUGCACCAUGGUGUUCCUCAGCGGUAGUUUGGAGAAAGGAUUUGGCACCGUUCGCUUCCUGUUUGUGUGCAUCCUGAUGUCCACCAUCACAGGUUUGAUGUACGCCUUCCUGGAUCUCCUGCAGGGGCGCAAUGGGCCCACGGGGGGCUUGGUACCGAUGGCCCUCGCUUGUGUGACCCUCACCACCACGCACACAAAAAUGACCAAAGGGUUCCUCUGCGGCGUCAGUUUCCCCACCAUGGCUCUCCCAUGGGUGUUCGUCCUCAUGACCAGCGUGCUCAUUCCUCACACGGCUCUCCCCUGCAGCAUCAUCGCCACUCUCGUCGGAUGGAUGCACGGAAGAGGAUGGUUCUCCUUCGUGGACCUCUCGGAGGCCAGGGCAGGUCUCGUGGAGAAGACGCCGCCUCUCCGCUUGCUGAGGCGCAUCAGCGUGGUGCUGUUUGUCCCAGCUUCCGCCGAGGACCGGCGGAAGACACUCCUUCCUCAAAUAAACCCAACACCGGGGUCCUACCCGGUGCAGGCCUACGCGCCAGCGCAGAGUGCCGACGUGGCGGUUAGUGGCUCUGCCGAGAUGCAUGAGGGUUGGUUGAACGCUGCCACUGCAGCAUCUGGACCUGCACUUUUCUCUCAUCCUCAUGUCUCUGCAAUGGGCGUCAGUGGGACGAGUCACGGACACAACUGCACACACAGCCACGGCCAUCUAUAGUUUAUUUUUUAUUUUUUUCUCUCCCCUAUCUGCGCUUACAGGAAGAAAAAAAAUGCAUUGUAAUGUUCAUGUUGUAAAUACUGUUUGGAACUGAGAAAGGAUGGUCUGUUUUUGGAUAUCACAUGGGUCACAAUAAAGGAAUCUUAUACAAGUUCAUAAUACACUCACAUCUGUCAAUCAGUGCACGCCACAAGAAAUUAUAAAAUAUCAAACUGAAGAAAAAUACUACCAACUCAGUUUGUAAUGUCCACGUCUUCAUUUGCUUUUGUAAUGUUCAAUUGUAAAGUGACUUAAUGGGCACCCUGUAUAGUUUGAAUUUUAAUUUUAGACUUGCAAUAUGUACUAUGCAUAUUAAAAAUAAAUACAUCUUAUAAUACAUGAGAGUUAAGAGUUCCGCAGCUUAAACAAUGCUGCUGCUUUUCCCAGUUUUAAAUUCCCCAUCCGAGGAGCAUCGCAAUCUCGUCGGGUCUUAACUUCACUUUAACUAAUCAAAAUCAUGUUGUUUAUUCAUUAUUUUUUUCAAUAAGCUCCAUGUUGAUUUGCUUUUGAAUUUUCUCUUUAAAAAAAUAAAAUCUGCACACAUUGCAUUUGAAUCAGUACUCAGAUCUGCUCUGCUGAUACGCACAUCUUCAAAUUGAGUUGAUGCAACAUAGGAAGAGUAUUUGUGUAAUAUUCAG
Phyllopteryx taeniolatus (common seadragon) is the source of this 1906-nucleotide messenger RNA. It is a transcript of the gene rhbdd2, whose product is annotated as rhomboid domain containing 2. The record is from RefSeq and is a predicted model, not a curated record. The transcript has a single exon. NCBI's taxonomy places the organism in Eukaryota, Metazoa, Chordata, Actinopteri, Syngnathiformes, Syngnathidae. Gene Ontology annotation, cellular component: membrane. Gene Ontology annotation, molecular function: serine-type endopeptidase activity. Bases 294 to 1229 code for a protein of 311 amino acids.